AUGAACUUUCCUGCUUCAUUAAUCUCGGUAGCUGCUCCUGUUGUGGCACUAUUGCUGAAAGGAAAGGUUAUAAAACGAAUUGCAGCCGGUGUUGGUUUGAUGUCUAAAGAAAACUAUGACGAUAUUCUUAAAAAAGACUUCGAUGCUUUGAAGACAAUACUCGGCGAGCAGAAGUUCUUGUUCGGAGACAGCAUUUCUGCGACAGACUGCACCGUUUUUGGGCACUUGGCCACUACGCUCUAUGUCCCAACUGCUAACCAUGCCAAGGAUCUCUUGAAGGAGCAAUAUCCAACAUUAGUAGAGUAUAUCAACAGAAUGAAAGAUUCAGUCUUUGGAAAAGAGUUCACCCUGGAGUGA
This is a messenger RNA of Strongylus vulgaris, 357 nucleotides long. The record is from the annotation of a GenBank genome assembly. Lineage: Eukaryota; Metazoa; Nematoda; Chromadorea; Rhabditida; Strongylidae.